AUGCAUGGCUGUAAUCUGCGGCAUCUUCUUGGAAUAUCUACACCAAUUUCGUUGUAUUUCUAUGAUCAAAUCAAUCAUCCAUCCAUCCAUCCCAGCUGGCUGCUUGAACCGCGCGCGCAAGUUGGUUUCGGAUUGAAGGUUGCAGAGGAUAUGGAUCGUUCGCCGGAAUUCUGGACCACCCACCUUCUUCUUCUUCUUCUGGCUUUUCUCGCAUUUUCCGGGAAAGUUGUUUCCGGGGAAGAAGAGGUGCCAUCACCGGGCUUCAAUGGAACAGAAAGAGAUGCCCUUUUGGCUCUCAGCAACGGAUUCAACAGCUCCUUGCUCAAACGCAACUGGACCAGCAUCAUGUGCUAUCUGAACCAGCCCCCGAGAUGGCUCGGCAUCCAGUGCCGCGACGGCCGAGUCACCGGCAUUUUCCUGGAAAACAUGGCACUUUCCGGGAAAAUCAAGGCCGACGCACUCGCCAACCUCACGCUGCUAUCUCUCCUCAGCUUCAAGAACAACUCGAUCGCCGGCACCGUAAUGGACUUCUCCCACAAUCCCAGGUUAACCAAAAUCGACUUGUCGAUGAACGGAUUUCACGGCCCGAUCCCGGAUUCUCUCCUCGGCCUGAACUUCUUGGAAUCGUUGCGGCUUCAAGAUAACGAGUUGGACGGCUCAAUCCCGGCCUUGAACCAGUCCAGCCUGAGAUAUUUCGAUGUCUCGAACAACAGAUUAUCCGGGCAAGUACCCAAUACUACGCUUCUCCAAUCCUUCAAUUCUUCGUCGUUUCUGGGAAAUCCCCGGCUCUGCGGGCCGCCGACUUCCACCGCCUGCAACUUCAGCGAUAAUUCCACAUCUUCGAGCAAGAAAUCCCACUUCAUUGAUACUUUGAUCGUAGUAGUCGCCAUUGCCAUGUGCAUCGUCUUGUUCCUUUUCGUCGUCUAUUACAGAAAAUACAGCAAGCUGAAGAAACAGAUGAAGAGUAGUAGCAGAUCCCUUCAGGACACGUCUGAGACGGGAUCUUCAGAAGAUCAGGUGGAAGAUGUUGAGAAGAGCGGGGAGACGAGAGAAGGGUCCGGCGCCGGGGAAGGAGAGGAGAAGGGGAGGCUGGUUUUCAUGGAUCAGGAGGGGAGCUUUGAGCUGAAAGAUCUUCUGAAGGCGUCGGCUCAGGCCUUGGGGAAUGGGAAUUUCGGGGCAUGCUAUAAGGCUAAGCUGUGCGGCGAGGAGGGGGCGGCGGCGGCUGCCGUGGUGGUGAAGCGGAUGAGGGAUUUGAAGCCGUUGAGCAAGGCGGAGUUCGAGAAGCUUCUGCAGCCGCUGGCCGAUUGGAAGCAUCCCAACUUGUUGCCGCUGCUGGCUUACUACUAUUCCAAGGAAGAGAAGCUCUUGAUCUUCAAAUUCGCAGCCAACGGAAACGUCUUUAACCGCAUUCAUGGAGGAAGAGGGACCAACAAUCGAAUUCCAUUCCGGUGGCCGGCGAGAUUAGCGGUGGCUCACGGGGCCGCUCUAGCGCUGGAGUAUCUCCACCUCAACAGCAACUCGCCGGCUGGAAUUAACGUUAUUCCUCACGGCAACUUGAAAUCCACCAACGUCCUUCUCGAUGAGACAGACACGGUUCUCGUCUCCGACUACGGCCUAACCUCCAUCGUUGCCGUUCAGCUCGCGGCCCAGCGCAUGGCGGCGUACAAGUCGCCGGAGUACCAAAGCCACAAAAUGGUGUUCAGGAAAUCGGACGUCUGGUGCUACGGAUCCUUCCUCCUAGAGCUCCUGACUGGGCGAGUCUCCGCCCAUGCAGCGCAGCCGGGGAUCGCGGGUGUCGACCUCUGUAGCUGGGUUCACCGGGCAGUGAGAGAGGAGUGGACUGCGGAGAUCUUCGACUUGGAGAUAUUGGUGCGAAGAAGCCCUAACCACUCGAUGAUAAGGCUACUGGAGCUGGCCAUUCGAUGUUGCGACAAGUUGCCGGAGAAGCGGCCGGAGAUGAGCGAGGUGGUAAGAGAAGUGGAGCGCAUAGCAGUGGCGGCGGACUCGGAAGACGAAGAUGAUCAGUUGUCGGUGGACCAAUCGUUGACCGAUGAGUCGCUGUCGGCUAGUCAAUCUAUUGAGAGAUGAUUUUUUUUUCUUUUUAGUUAAGGAGAGAAAGAUAAAUUAUUUUGCUUUUGAUCGGUUGUUGCACGAAAAAUAGAUGUAAAAAAGAAAUGUUCUUCUAAUAAAUU
Messenger RNA from Diospyros lotus (date-plum), 2192 nucleotides. RefSeq names its product probable inactive receptor kinase At2g26730. The coding region runs from base 1 to 2088 and encodes 695 amino acids. The transcript has 2 exons. NCBI's taxonomy places the organism in Eukaryota, Viridiplantae, Streptophyta, Magnoliopsida, Ericales, Ebenaceae. The record is from RefSeq and is a predicted model, not a curated record. Gene Ontology annotation, biological process: protein phosphorylation. Gene Ontology annotation, molecular function: protein kinase activity; ATP binding; protein binding.